GAAUGAAGAUCCAGAGAAGUGGGCUAAUUUAAGAGCAGUCUUGAAGGUUGGAGCAAGUGGUGCUUCUGUUCUAACCACUACUCGUCUUGAAAAGGUUGGAUCAAUUAUGGGAACAUUGCAACCAUAUGAAUUGUCAAAUCUGUCUCAAGACGACUGUUGGUUGUUGUUCAUACAACGUGCAUUUAGACAUCAAGAAGAAAUAAGUCCUAACCUUGUGGCUAUCGGAAAGGAGAUUGUGAAAAAAAGUGGUGGUGUGCCUCUAGCAGCCAAGACUCUUGGAGGUCUUUUGCGCUUCAAGAGAGAAGAAAGAGAAUGGGAACAUGUGAGAGAUAGUGAGAUUUGGAAUUUACCUCAAGAUGAAAUGUCUAUUUUGCCUGCCCUAAGGCUUAGUUAUCAACAUCUUCCACUUGAUUUGAGACAAUGCUUUGCGUAUUGUGCAGUAUUCCCAAAGGACACCAAAAUGGAAAAAAAGAAUGUAAUCUCUCUCUGGAUGGCACAUGGCUUUCUUUUAUCGAGAAGAAACUUGGAGCUAGAGGAUGUGGGUAAUGAAGCAUGGAAUGAAUUAUACUUGAGGUCUUUUUUCCAAGAGAUUGAAGUUAGAUAUGGUAAUACUUAUUUCAAGAUGCAUGAUCUCAUCCAUGAUUUGGCAACAUCUCUGUUUUCAGCAAACACAUCAAGCAGCAAUAUCCGCCAAAUAAUUAUAAAAGAUUACCCACAUAUGAUGUCGAUUGGUUUCGCAAAAGUGGUGUCUUCUUACUCUCGUUCUCACUUGCAAAAGUUUGUCUCGUUGAGGGUGCUUAAUCUAAGUGGCUUACCACUUAAGCAGUUACCGUCUUCCAUUGGAGAUCUAUCUUCCAAAGCAGUUAUGCAAGCUUCAAAAUCUGCAAACUCUUGA
Messenger RNA from Solanum stenotomum, 895 nucleotides. Its product is annotated as putative disease resistance protein RGA1. Gene Ontology annotation, molecular function: ADP binding. The transcript is spliced from 3 exons. Lineage: Eukaryota; Viridiplantae; Streptophyta; Magnoliopsida; Solanales; Solanaceae. The coding region runs from base 107 to 895 and encodes 262 amino acids. Gene Ontology annotation, biological process: defense response to other organism. The record is from RefSeq and is a predicted model, not a curated record.